UUUCCCGCCAAAACACUGUGACGGGUCCAUUUACUCUCUCCCAUCCCUCUUUCCCUCUCUAGCAAACGCCUGAAGGAGGAACUCCGAAGGAACCCUCGCUCUCUCUCUCUUCCUCUGCUGCUCUGUGAAAAUGGAUUCCGAUGAUCCAUCGACGCCUGGGUCGCCAACAUCCGCCGGAUUCAGCACCGACCGGCUCCCGCCGAACACCAGCCGGACAUCGCAUUCUUCUGAUGACGAAGCUGCUGUUGAUCCGCACAUCGUUAACGACGAUGUUGAUGAGGGGGAUCCGGAGGGGGAGGAAGAAGGGGAAGAUCUCUUCAAUGAUAACUUCCUAGAUGAUUAUCGGGCAAUGGAGGAACAAGAUCAGUACGAGUCCAUUGGAAUGGACGACUCCAUGGAGGACGAGAGAGAUCUGGAUCAGAUCAUGGAGGAUCGGAGGGCUGCAGAGCUUGAGCUCGACGUUCGGGACGGGAGAACAGCUAAUCGGAAACUCCCUCGUCUUCUUCAUGAUCAAGACACUGAUGAAGAUCAACAUAUGAGACCCCGAAGAAGGCUCAGAGUUGAUGGCAAAAGACCUGCUGCAAGUACUGACGAUACUGAUGGCGCAAUGCAAAGUUCUCCUGGACACCCACCUCGAUGGCUACCAAGAGAUGAUACUCCAAUGACCAAUCAAACGGAUGAUGAGCCAUAUGAGGACGAAGAUGAUGAUGAAGGUGAGUAUGACCUAUAUCGUGUACAAGGAACCCUCCGAGAGUGGGUUACCAGAGAUGAGGUUCGCCGCUUAAUUGCUAAGAAAUUUAGAGAGUUCUUGUUGACAUAUGAUCCAAAGAAUCAAGAUGAUCUUAUCUAUGUGCGGUUGAUAAAUGAAAUGGUUGCAGCCAACAAAUGUAGCUUGGAGAUAGACUAUAGACAGUUCAUCUAUGUCCAUCCCAAUAUUGCAAUCUGGUUGGCUGAUGCACCUCAGUCGGUUCUUGAAGUAAUGGAAGAAGUAGCUCAAAAGGUUGUGUUUGAGUUUCACAGCAACUACAAGAAAAUCCACCCAAAGAUAUAUGUACGGAUAACUGAAUUGCCAGUUUUUGAUGCGAUAAGGAACAUAAGGCAAGUUCAUCUGAACACCUUGAUUCGGACAGGAGGUGUAGUCACUAGGCGCUCAGGAGUUUUUCCUCAGCUGCAACAAGUGAAAUAUGACUGCAAUAAGUGUGGGGCAGUCCUUGGCCCCUUUUUCCAGAACUCGUAUUCAGAAGUCAAAGUGGGCUCUUGCCCUGAAUGCCAAUCCAAAGGACCUUUUACUGUGAAUAUUGAACAAACUAUAUAUAGGAACUACCAGAAAUUAACUCUACAGGAAAGCCCAGGAACUGUCCCUGCUGGUCGGCUACCUAGAUACAAAGAGGUGAUACUGUUGAAUGAUCUGAUUGAUUGUGCACGUCCUGGAGAAGAAAUUGAGGUUACAGGCAUAUACACAAACAAUUUUGACUGGUCCCUAAACACAAAGAAUGGCUUUCCAGUCUUUGCAACAAUUAUUGAGGCAAACUAUGUGACUAAAAAACAGGACCUCUUUUCUGUUUACAAACUCACGGAUGAUGAUAGAGCAGAAAUAGAGAAACUUGCCAAGGACCCAAGAAUUGGAGAAAGAAUUAUAAAGUCAAUUGCACCAUCUAUAUAUGGCCAUGAGGACAUCAAGACUGCAAUUGCUCUGGCAAUGUUUGGGGGGCAAGAAAAGAAUGUUAAAGGGAAUCAUCGCUUGAGAGGAGAUAUAAAUGUUCUCCUUCUUGGAGAUCCAGGGACUGCCAAGUCUCAGUUUCUUAAGUAUGUGGAGAAGACAGGGCAGAGGGCUGUCUAUACUACUGGAAAAGGAGCUUCUGCUGUUGGACUCACAGCAGCAGUUCACAAAGAUCCUGUUACUAGAGAGUGGAUUCUUGAAGGAGGUGCACUUGUGUUAGCUGAUCGAGGCAUCUGCUUAAUUGAUGAGUUUGAUAAAAUGAAUGAUCAGGACAGAGUGAGUAUUCAUGAAGCCAUGGAACAGCAGAGCAUUAGCAUAUCAAAAGCUGGGAUUGUGACAUCACUUCAAGCACGAUGCUCUGUGAUUGCUGCUGCUAAUCCUCUUGGUGGCAGAUAUGAUUCGUCAAAGACCUUUUCCCAGAAUGUGGAGCUAACCGAUCCAAUUGUCUCGCGUUUUGAUAUUUUAUGCGUUGUAAAGGAUGUAGUUGACCCUGUCACGGAUGAAAUGCUGGCUAGGUUUGUGGUUGAUAGCCAUUCUAAAUCUCAACCCAAGGGCGCAAGAAAGGAAGAUGAAUUAGCUAGUCUUCUGCAAGAAGAUAUCCCUCCUGCUGACCCUGAGAUCUUAUCUCAGGAUAUUCUUAAGAAGUAUGUAACAUAUGCCAAGUUAAAUGUCUUCCCCAAAUUACAUGCUGCUGAUCUUGAGAGGGUUUCACAUGUAUAUGCAGAACUACGACGAGAAUCAUCUAGUGGUCAAGGGAUUUUGAUAGCAGUAAGGCAUAUGGAAUCGAUGAUAAGGAUGGCUGAAGCCCAUGCUAGGAUGCAUCUCCGGCAGUAUGUCACAGAGGAAGAUGUAAGCAUGGCAAUUAGAGUGUUGCUUGAGUCUUUCAUCUCAACGCAGAAAUUUGGCGUUCAGAAAGCCCUACAGAAGAGCUUGAAGAAGUACAUGACCUUUAAGAAAGACUACAAUGAGCUACUACUGCUUCUUCUUCGUGGGCUUGUCAAAGACAAGAUUCAGCUUGAAGAACUUGUAUCUGGUUCAAUUUCCAGACUUACCCAUGUUGAGGUCACAGUGGAGAAACUAUUGAACAAGGCCCAGGAAUACGAAAUUUAUGAUUUGAAGCCGUUCUUUAACAGCAUCCAGUUCUCAAGGGCAAACUUCGUUCUGGAUGAAAAACGGGGAAUCAUAACUCAUCCUCUUGCAGUAUGAACAGAAAGAGGAAAACCAUUUGUAAUAGUACUAUCUUCAAUUUUCUGUAACUGAUCCCGGUCUGAUGCCUGGUACUACUCUGUACAGAAGUAAUGCAGAUGUUGGAAGCUAUUCUUAACAUUUAAGAUAACUAAACUGAUUCUGUAUUGUUAGUUUUCUGGUGUGGCGAAGAUAUCGUUGGUGUUGGUUAGGGAGAUUUGAUGACCUUGGCCAAGGCUUGGUUAGAUCACUAACUUUAUUGGUCGGCUUGGGUGAACUGCAAAUUCCAGUUGCCUUUGUACUUAAUUCCUUGAAUGCUGGUGGCACUGGUGUUUGUAAGGGAUAACUGUGGCUUUAAUUAUUGACUUGUAAUUUUCUUUCUCCAACGUAGUAAAUAUGUCUUGAUUGCUCUGAGCUUCUA
Nymphaea colorata (pocket water lily) is the source of this 3326-nucleotide messenger RNA. Its product is annotated as DNA replication licensing factor MCM2. The transcript is spliced from 18 exons. NCBI's taxonomy places the organism in Eukaryota, Viridiplantae, Streptophyta, Magnoliopsida, Nymphaeales, Nymphaeaceae. Gene Ontology annotation, molecular function: 3'-5' DNA helicase activity; ATP binding; single-stranded DNA helicase activity. Gene Ontology annotation, cellular component: MCM complex; nucleus. The coding region runs from base 131 to 2926 and encodes 931 amino acids. The record is from RefSeq and is a predicted model, not a curated record. Gene Ontology annotation, biological process: mitotic DNA replication initiation; double-strand break repair via break-induced replication; DNA replication.